UCUUGGGGUGCCUGGGGAGCUGGUUUGGAAUGCGCUAGAGAGAUCCUGCAGAGCUCCCCUACCAUGGCAGGCUUUCAGAAGUGGCCUGUGCUGGAAUGGAAGAAGCAAUUACAGUGGCCCAGGUUUAAGAUAAUAAGGCCCUGUGUUAUGAUAGUGACUGAUUGAGCAAGGGUGUGUAUACAGCACAUAUUUUCUAUUGAUCGAAUGUAUAGGUCUUGGCAACUAAUUGGAUAUGAAGGGAAAAGACAUGGACACAUUUGGCGGUAAACUUUGUAGUAUAAGGACUCAGAAUUGGGUGAAUGGAAAAGUAAUGGAGAUGAACAAAAAGAUGGGAAAGUGAGAGAAGCAGACUGAGUAGGAAACUUAUUUUUCUUUUGAGCUAUGUUUUGUUUGAGGGCCAGUAGAGCAUCUAGUAGCUCAGAAUCAAAGUUUCAGAGUGUCAGGGCUGAAGAUAAGUAUUUUGCAGUCACAUAAAGGAGAUAGUUGAAUGCAUGAAAUAAAGUCUAGUGGUGCCGUAUUUAUUAUUAAAAGGGUUUGCAUAGCUGACACUGAGACUCACUCUUAUUGGUAGAAUCAAAAUAAGAUUAAGGUACUUUCUGUAUUUUAAAGAAUCUAAUAUAUCAUUCUUAACUGCAGUUUCUCAUUUUUAUAAGAGAAUGGUCACUGGGCUGCAUUUUUAAAAAUUAUUUUAGAAAGAGAACACAAGUUAGGGAGAGGGGCAGAGGGAGAAUCUUAAGCAGGUUCCAUAUUGAGCGUGAAGCUAGACUUGGGACUAAAUCCCACAACCCUGGGAUCAUGGCCUGAGCCGAAAUCAAGAGUCAGAUGCUCCACCGACUGAGCCACCCUGGUGCCCCUGAACUGCAAUUUUAAGUUGCCAAAUCAUGCAACUGGACAUCAUACUUGGAAAUCUUAUCACCUGUGGAAUUGUCUUACCUAGCCACAGAUCACAGGAGACUUAAGAAACUUUAUGAUAAUGAAAGAUAUGUUCCCAUAAGGUGUAAAAAAUGCUUUUUAAAAAAUCAUUCCAUUGGGAUCUCCUCAUAACAGCAUCUCCUCAUAACAGUGGCCUUCUCCUUUCAAGCAGAUUUCUCUCCAAAUUGUGCUCUCUUAUAAUCAGUGGUUCUGAGGAUAGGGCGGAACUUAAAGGAGCCGAGUCCCUCUGGACAGUGUGUGGAUUCCCUCUGCAACAUCUCUUCUGUGUAGUUACCCAGCCCUAGUAACAGCUAGGACCCCACCCUCUUUCUCCUCCUAUUCAAUUUUGACCUUCUGUAUCAGAAACAGGUAGUGUUUUCCAGUGUGUCUGUUCUUCUAGUUCUCUUCUGAGCACUUGGCUUGGGCAUAGGAUUCAAUUAAGUUAUGUUAAAACAUCUUUCUAAAAUGAAUACACAAUAAUGCAAUGCACUAUAUUCACUCCUAAAAACUGUCCUCAGAAAACUAGCUGGUAAGCAUAUUUAUAAUUAUACCCCAAUACAAAGCACAUUCCUGAAAGCAAGUGGUAAAGCAGCCCCCAUUUUAUAACCACAUAAUACAAACCACCACCACACAAUAUAAAAUAACAGAAUUUGUGAGAUGCUUAUUUUAGAACACUGUUUUUUUAACAUAUGCUUGAUAAGUUGGUAAGAAAAAGAGCAGCUAUUUUCUCAUUGUUAUGUUCUUUUCUGAUUCAAAGGGAUGUCACAGGUAUGAACACAGUCAUCUUGAUAAAGGCUUUCACAGAAGGAAAGGCGUAUUGGUCACAUUUUACUGAUACAAAAGAGACAAAAAUGUCACACCAAAUGCAUCCUAACGUCAGUCAAGGCUGCCAAGGAGGCUGUGCAACGUGUUCAGAUUACAAUGGAUGCUUGUCAUGUAAGCCCAGACUAUUUUUUGUUCUGGAAAGAAUUGGCAUGAAGCAGAUUGGAGUGUGUCUCUCUUCAUGUCCAAGUGGAUAUUAUGGAACUCGAUAUCCAGAUAUAAAUAAAUGUACAAAAUGCAAAGCUGACUGUGAUACUUGUUUCAACAAAAAUUUCUGCACAAAGUGUAAAAAUGGAUUUUACUUACACCUUGGAAAGUGCCUUGACAAUUGCCCAGAAGGGUUGGAAGCCAACAACCAUACCAUGGAGUGCGUCAGUAUUGUGCACUGUGAGGCCAGUGAAUGGAGUCCUUGGAGUCCAUGCAUGAAGAAAGGAAAAACAUGUGGCUUCAAAAGAGGGACUGAAACACGGGUCCGAGAAAUAACACAGCAUCCAUCAGCAAAGGGUAACCUGUGUCCCCCCACCAGUGAGACAAGAAAGUGUACAGUGCAAAGAAAGAAGUGUCAGAAGGGAGAACGAGGAAAAAAAGAAAGGGAGAGGAAAAGAAAAAAACUUAAUAAAGAAGAAAGUAAGGAUGCAAUACCUGAUAACAAAGGUCUGGAACCCAGCAGAGAAACUCCAGAACAACGAGAAAACAAAGACAAACAGCAGCAGAAGAAGCGAAAGGUCCAAGACAAACAACAGAAAUCGUCUGUGGAUCUCUUUUGGGGAUUGAAGUCACCCUAGCUGAAGGCCUCACCAGUGUUUCACAGAGGACACAGCCAGCCCAGGGCAAGAGGAAGCAUCUCUGAGCAAGCAGUACAGGAGCUCAUGGCCCACCUUAACCUUCUGUUGUAAUGGAAGGAUGCAUGAUUGCUCUGCCCACUACACUGCCUAGCCCUCUAAAGAUCAUGCUUCCUGAAGAAUUGGCAAUGAAUCUGGCUUCUGGCUGCCUAUCUCUGGUCACCCCUUUUCCACCAACUGUACUGUUCAUGUAGACUGCUUGCCUUAAUUCGUUUUUCGUUUCUUUUUUUGUCUUCCAAGAUAUAAAAUUUUUGAAUGAUGCA
Molecule: messenger RNA, 2839 nt
Organism: Acinonyx jubatus (cheetah)
Lineage: Eukaryota; Metazoa; Chordata; Mammalia; Carnivora; Felidae
Gene: RSPO3
Product: R-spondin 3
Exons: 6
Coding region: 1602-2519 (305 amino acids)
Source: RefSeq, a predicted model, not a curated record